Sinocyclocheilus rhinocerous is the source of this 2393-nucleotide messenger RNA. Its product is annotated as serine/threonine-protein kinase PAK 3. The transcript has 15 exons. Gene Ontology annotation, biological process: protein phosphorylation. The record is from RefSeq and is a predicted model, not a curated record. NCBI's taxonomy places the organism in Eukaryota, Metazoa, Chordata, Actinopteri, Cypriniformes, Cyprinidae. Gene Ontology annotation, molecular function: ATP binding; protein serine/threonine kinase activity. Bases 24 to 1736 code for a protein of 570 amino acids.
GGCCAUAGUGAGUGCAAAUAAAGAUGUCCGAUAGUGUUGAUAUUGAAGAAAAGCCACCUGCCCCCCCUUUAAGAAUGAACAGUAGUUCCCGUGACCCUUCCUCAGUACACAGUUCAAAACCACUUCCAAUGGCUCCAGAGGAGAAGAACAAGAAAGCCCGUCUCAGGUCCAUCUUUCCCGGGGGAGACAAAACCAAUAAAAAGAAAGAGAAAGAGCGUCCAGAGAUAUCCCUGCCGUCUGAUUUUGAGCACACCAUCCAUGUAGGCUUUGAUGCAGUAACGGGGGAAUUCACUGGUAUUCCAGAGCAAUGGGCUCGGUUAUUGCAAACCUCUAAUAUUACUAAGCUGGAACAGAAGAAAAACCCUCAGGCUGUAAUAGAUGUUCUCAAGUUCUACGACUCCAAAGAGACAGUCAACAACCAGAAAUACAUGAGCUUCACAUCAGGAGAUAAAUCCUCUCAUGCAGCCAAUACUCUGAAUCGCCUCCUGUCUUCCGGGCCACCUGUCAGCCUUAGAACCUGCAGCGCGUUAUUUGACAAGCAAGGGGCUAAGACGACUUCUGAACCUCCUAUUGCACCUCCGGUGUCUGAAGAAGAAGAUGAGGAAGAGGAGGACGAAGAGGAAGAAGAAGAUGAAGACAAUGAUGAUGAGGCUCCACCCAUCAUUGCCCCACGACCUGAGCACACCAAAUCUAUCUUCACUCGCUCUGUUAUUGAGCCAGCUGCACCUCCUGCUUCUGUCAAAGAGGACAUGACCCCUCCAGAGUCUCAAGUACAGCCAGAGAACACGUCCAGUACGCUAUACCGUCACACUGACCGACAGAGGAAGAAAUCCAAGAUGACAGAUGAGGAAAUACUGGAAAAACUCAGAAGCAUUGUUAGCGUUGGCGAUCCUAAGAAGAAAUACACACGUUUUGAGAAAAUAGGACAAGGGGCAUCUGGGACAGUAUACACCGCUAUCGAUAUUGCCACAGGACAAGAGGUGGCAAUCAAACAGAUGAAUCUGCAGCAGCAGCCAAAGAAAGAGCUCAUUAUUAAUGAGAUCCUUGUGAUGAGGGAAAACAAAAACCCCAAUAUAGUCAACUACUUGGAUAGUUAUCUAGUAGGAGAUGAGUUGUGGGUGGUGAUGGAAUAUUUGGCAGGUGGUUCACUUACUGAUGUGGUAACCGAGACAUGCAUGGAUGAGGGACAGAUUGCUGCAGUGUGUAGAGAGUGUCUACAGGCUCUGGAUUUCCUCCAUUCUAAUCAGGUGAUUCAUAGAGAUAUCAAGAGUGAUAACAUUCUGCUGGGCAUGGAUGGUUCAGUGAAACUGACGGAUUUUGGGUUCUGUGCUCAGAUCACACCUGAGCAGAACAAGCGUAGCACCAUGGUGGGCACACCCUACUGGAUGGCCCCAGAAGUCGUAACCCGGAAAGCCUAUGGCCCCAAAGUAGACAUCUGGUCCCUGGGUAUCAUGGCGAUUGAAAUGGUGGAGGGAGAGCCACCAUAUCUGAAUGAGAACCCACUGAGGGCCCUAUAUUUAAUUGCAACAAACGGCACUCCAGAGCUACAAAAUCCUGAGCGGCUAUCCUCAGUGUUUCGAGAUUUCCUGAACCACUGUCUGGAGAUGGAUGUAGACCGAAGAGGGUCAGCUAAGGACUUGUUGCAGCACUCGUUCCUGAAGCUUGCCAAGCCCCUUUCCAGCUUGACUCCGCUGAUUGUAGCUGCCAAGGAAGCCAUCAAGAAUAGCAGCCGUUAAGAUUUUCCGCCUACCCACACACACAAGCAUACACAUUCACACAGACACACACACACAGAGUGCAAGUACAGUGUGUUUACGUGUGAUAGCACAAUUACACAAUAUCUGAAUCUGGACACAAACACUAACACAAGCACACGCUUGCACAUGCACUUGCCCUUAUAAGGGUGAUUGACAGCUGUUCAAGGCCUUUGGGAUGGGAUUGGCCCUGGUCCCUGCACUCAAACACGUUGUGAUGUAUGGAACUGCCACACCAGUCCAUCAGUGUGUGUCCACCUCUACACAUCUGGAAAGGGGAUAGAAAAACUGAAAAACAACUCCUGUGUUCCUUCUCUCUGGAAUCAAAGAUGAUGUGUAUUACAGUAGACCUCAAGAAUUAUCGAGUUUAUUCUCUUAUUUAAUAUAUUCUGAACUGUCUUGGAUUACUAGCAACCUUCUUUGGGUUUUACAGGGGGUUUUUUUCCUGUGCCUGAAGAUGUGUACCUCCAAAUCUCGGGAUCUCCUCAAGACAUCUGCAUGAUGCUAUUCACAGUAAUCAUUAUCUUUCUACACUGUGUGUGUGCAAAGUCAGAGAGCAUAGUAUGCUAGAGAGAGAGAGACAAAGGCUGACAAAGGCUACACGAGGCAACUUUUUGUGAGCAAUGUUGCUUGGGCACU